GGCCGAGUGCCGGCCAGCCGACGCUGCAACGUCCAGACGUGCUGAUCCCAACCACUGCACAAGGUCGGACCCAACGUGGCGGUCAAUCGCGUGCCGGAAAGAUAUGCUUAGUGCAUUUCACGACUCCUUUUUGGACGAGUCUGUCAGAUUUUGAACACUGCGCGGCCCGAGCCUCCCUGAGGAUGUAUCGCGGCCUCCUUAUAUAUCUCAUAUAAUGGUGCCCAGGCGCAUCAAUCCUACGAACAAGCGCUAAGCACUAGUAACCAAACUAUGCGAUCGUUUGUUCAAUUGUUAGUGCAAGAUCAACCACUAUAAACUUCGACUUUGGAUUUCUGAGAAUACAAAGAACCAAUCACUAGCAAAGAUCGAUUCAGCGCCAUGGCCGGCGGUAAGCGACCCGACGUGCACCCUGUGAUAGACUUGGAGAAGGAUAUGGUAGGAUGGGACGGCGAGGAUGACCCAACAAACCCGAGAAAUUUUCCUGUGUCCCAGAAGUGGUUUCUGAUGAUACUGGUCAGUACCAUCACAUUCAUCAGUCCAUUCGCGUCCUCGGUCUUCUCUCCGGGUGUGGUAUAUGCGGAAGAGGAAUUUGAUGUCACGUCGACGAUUUUGGGAACUCUCUCCGUCACAGGUUAUCUCAUCGGUUAUGUGACUGGUCCUCUCUUUUUCUCUCCGCUGAGUGAGAUGUACGGCCGACGGAUCGUCCUCAGUGCGGCCAACACGUUCUUCGUCGCCUUCCAAAUUGGCUGCGCGCUGGCCCCCAAUAUAUCUGCGCUGAUCGUCUUUCGUUUCCUGACGGGUGUUGGUGGAUCGGCUUGUUUGACUACAGGCGGUGGUGUGGUAGCGGAUUUGUUUGUGGCUGAACAGCGUGGAAUCGCAAUGGCAGUUUAUACUACGGGUAUCCUGAUCGGACCCGUGCUAGGACCACUUCUUGGAGGUUUCAUCGCUCAGCGAGCGGGUUGGCACUGGGUGUUCUGGGUGCUGGUCAUCGCGGGCGGCACGCUCUCUGCGCUGGUCAUGGUUUUCAACCGGGAGACCAACCACGUCGUAAUCAUCCGCCGCAAGACCGAGCGUCUUCGCAAAGAGCUCAAUCGUCCCGAGCUCUACAGCUGUUAUGAACCUGAUGGAGCGGACGCCAAAGGUUCUUAUACCGGUACCCUCGGCAAGCGGUUAAUCAUGCCCUUCUACCUCUUGGUCCGUUCGCCGAUCGUAUUUCCCGUUGCGACCUAUCUGGCCACACUGUACGGAUGCCUCUACUUGCUCUUCACCACCGUCACCGAUGUCUUUAAGAAGUCCUACGGCUGGAGCACGGAAAUCAGUGGCCUCGCGUAUCUCGGUCUCGGUGUCGGCUUUAUCAGUGGCCAGAUCGUCUUCGCCUUGGUCAGUGAUCGCUUGAUCACCCGGUUGAAGUUGCGCAACAACAACGUCUUUGAGCCGGAAAUGCGCCUGUCAAUCACCAUGAUCUUUGCCUUCUUUAUCCCCGUCUCAUUCUUUUGGUACGGAUGGUCUGCGCAGGAGAAAACCCACUGGAUUGUGCCGAUCAUCGGCCUGGCGCCCUUUGCGUUCGGCAUGGUGGGUAUUUACAAUACCCUGCAGACCUAUGUGAUUGACUGCUAUCCUCGGUACGCUGCCUCCGGUACCGCCGCGAUGGUGGUUACCCGGUCGCUGAUGGGUGCUCUGCUGCCGCUGGCGGGACCGCGCAUGUACUCGACUUUGGGCUACGGAUGGGGUAAUUCCUUGCUGGGAUUCGUGACACUGGGCAUGAUCCCAGUGCCAAUGCUCUUUUACAAGUAUGGUGGCAGCGUCAGAAAGUCAUCUCAAUUGGAAUUGUGAUGGUUGUGCGGUUGUCACACAAUUCAUCAGAAAAGGAUGGAUAGACUGAGCGUGAGGCUGGAGGAAAUGUGCAUCAAAGGAAUUGGAUACUUUUUUUUUUUUUUGGGAGUUCUGUGUCUCUAUAUUGUUAGUCUAUUUACUACCUGCAUAUAGACGAGCUUUCUGGGAUUGUCAUGUGGCGUUGUGGCGCUGGGAAGGUGCUGUGCCAGUAUGAGGCUGGUCCAGGAUUGCAUACUGUGGAUGGUUCAAUCACCUUAAUAUAUGAUAUUGAUCAUGGAUUUCGAAAUCAUAGACAUUCAAGCGAU
Messenger RNA from Aspergillus welwitschiae, 2138 nucleotides. RefSeq names its product MFS transporter. NCBI's taxonomy places the organism in Eukaryota, Fungi, Ascomycota, Eurotiomycetes, Eurotiales, Aspergillaceae. The record is from RefSeq and is a predicted model, not a curated record. Gene Ontology annotation, molecular function: transmembrane transporter activity. The transcript has 6 exons. Bases 379 to 1833 code for a protein of 484 amino acids. Gene Ontology annotation, biological process: transmembrane transport.